This is a messenger RNA of Ctenopharyngodon idella (grass carp), 854 nucleotides long. RefSeq names its product thiosulfate:glutathione sulfurtransferase. NCBI's taxonomy places the organism in Eukaryota, Metazoa, Chordata, Actinopteri, Cypriniformes, Xenocyprididae. The record is from RefSeq and is a predicted model, not a curated record. The transcript has 4 exons. Gene Ontology annotation, molecular function: thiosulfate-cyanide sulfurtransferase activity. Gene Ontology annotation, cellular component: mitochondrion. Bases 158 to 649 code for a protein of 163 amino acids.
CACACUAUCAGUGCCGUUCAGAUCCGUAAUCGCCUCAGUCAUUCGAUGAUACAUAGUCAAUCCAAUACGCUGCUUUAGAUCUGUCGUAGCUGCGCUUUUUAGACUUCAUUUAAUCUAUACAUAAAAGUGCACGUAUCUUCUCUUAGACAAGAUAGACAUGAAAACACUAAUGCGCGUUAGUUCAGGUGUGCGCGCUCUAGUGGCGCUCCUGCUUCUGUCUGUCUCGGCACACAGUAAAGAACAAUGUGAUAACGAAGCUGAAAACUGCGAUAAAUGGACUAAAACUCACAAUCAACCCCUAAAUACAGAUAUCGUCGUGACGUACGAGCAGCUGAAGGACAUGAUAUCUGCUGGAAGCGUCCAGCUCUUCGAUGUACGUGAACCGGAUGAGCUGGAAGCAGGAUUUAUUCCAGGAGCCACCAACAUUCCAUUGGGAGAUGUGGAGCAGGCCCUCAGACUGAGCCCGGAUCAGUUUAGAGAGCGUUACGGCGUCACAAAGCCUCACAGAGACGACUCUGACUUUGUGCUGUAUUGCCAGAGAGGGAUACGCAGCCUCACUGCGCUGGAAACUGCAAGAGCUCUGGGAUACACAAGGGCCCGUCAUUAUGCUGGAGGAUUCAACGAGUGGCUUCAGCGGGAAGAACUGUGAGCAGAAAGAGUCGAGCAUCAAACUUGACAACAGAGGAAUGAAGCUUAUUUCAGCUCUGUGAAGGACCUAGAGGAAUAUGACUGAAUUUAUACGGCACUUGACUGUUAAAAUGACAGCACAAACCAAAAAUGUAGUAUUUACAAAAUCCCACAGAUGUGUCUAUAUAUUUUGCAAAGACUCAAUAAAUAUUGCAUCAUUUAUGAUA